Messenger RNA from Vanderwaltozyma polyspora DSM 70294, 1179 nucleotides. RefSeq names its product Hat2p (gene HAT2). Gene Ontology annotation, biological process: regulation of gene expression. The transcript has a single exon. Bases 1 to 1179 code for a protein of 392 amino acids. Gene Ontology annotation, cellular component: nucleus; Rpd3L-Expanded complex; Rpd3L complex. Lineage: Eukaryota; Fungi; Ascomycota; Saccharomycetes; Saccharomycetales; Saccharomycetaceae. Gene Ontology annotation, molecular function: histone binding. The record is from RefSeq and is a predicted model, not a curated record.
AUGGAAGCUCAACGUGAACAAGAAGAACCACUUACUGUGGACCAAGAAUAUGAACUUUGGAAGACCAAUGUGCCGUUAAUGUAUGAUUUUGUUAGCGAAACAAGGCUAACAUGGCCAUCGCUUACUGCUCAAUGGCUUCCAGGUUCUGAAGAAGAUACCAGACAGUAUAUGAUUCUGGGGACUCAUACAUCUGGAGAAGAGGUUGAUUAUUUGAAAGUUGCAGCUUUAGACCUCCCAGAUGAGGUAGUCACCGGUGAAGCAAAUGAUGAUAAUCGUAGAACUAAAUCAAAUAUCAAAAUUGUUAAAAAAUUCGAACACGAUGGUGAGAUAAAUAGAGCUCGUUACAUGCCCAAGGAUUCAAACAUUAUUGCUACCAUUAACGGUGAAGGUAAUGUUUCAAUUUAUGAUCGUUCGAAAAGUAGAAGUGAUGGUUUGAGAACAACUUUAAAAUAUCAUAAGGAGAAUGGUUACGGCCUUUCUUUCAAUCCAAAUGUUAGCAAUGAAUUGAUAAGUGGAUCUGAUGAUUUUACUAUUGCCUUAUGGGAUAUUGAUAGCGGUUCUAAAUCUCCAAAAUCGGUUUGGGAUAAUAUUCAUUCCGAUAUCGUUAAUGAUUGUUCUUGGCAUCAUUUCGAUGAGAAUUUAUUUGGGUCUGUUUCUGAAGAUUCAACUCUAAAACUACACGACAAGAGGUCUACAAGUAAGGUAAUUAACACUAUACAAGCUAAAGCAGCCUUCAAUACUCUGGCAUUUAGCAAGCAUUCUGCAAACCUUUUUGCAGCAGCAGGUUUGGAUACCAAUAUAUACUUAUACGAUAGGAGACAAACAACUAAGCCGUUACAUGUUAUGGCAGGACAUGAAGACGCUAUUACCUGUUUACAAUUUCACCCAAAAGAAGAUGGAAUUCUUGUUUCUGGGGGUGCAGACAGACGUGUUAUAUUAUGGGAUUUGGCUGAAAUUGGUGCUGAACAACAACCUGAUGAAGCUGAUGAUGGUUCCCCAGAGAUUUUAAUGAUCCAUGCAGGUCAUAGAAGUGCUAUUAAUGACUUCACAUUACAUCCUACAAUUCCAUGGUUAUCUGCAUCUGUAGAAGAAGAUAAUGUAGUACAGGUAUGGAAAUGUUCAAAGAACUUAUCCAGAGUUGGAGGCACUCCAGAAAUUGACACCAAAAUGCUCCAGUAA